Sinocyclocheilus grahami is the source of this 3224-nucleotide messenger RNA. It is a transcript of the gene sacm1la, whose product is annotated as SAC1 like phosphatidylinositide phosphatase a. Gene Ontology annotation, molecular function: phosphatidylinositol-4-phosphate phosphatase activity. The record is from RefSeq and is a predicted model, not a curated record. The transcript is spliced from 20 exons. Gene Ontology annotation, cellular component: endoplasmic reticulum. Gene Ontology annotation, biological process: phosphatidylinositol dephosphorylation. The coding region runs from base 17 to 1774 and encodes 585 amino acids. NCBI's taxonomy places the organism in Eukaryota, Metazoa, Chordata, Actinopteri, Cypriniformes, Cyprinidae.
AAACCCGGAAGUGAAGAUGGCGUCCGCCUACGAGAGGUUCAACCUGCAUGCAACACCUGAGAAGUUCUACAUUGAGGCGUGUGAUGAUGGAGCUAAUGACGUGCUGGUUAUUGAUAGGGUGUCCGCCGAGAUGACCCUCGCAGGUAUUAAGGACAUCCCCCCAUCAGGCGUAACCAGGCCCAUUUGUGGAAUCAUGGGAACUACUCGCCUGGUGGCUGGGAUGUACCUCAUAGUCAUCACCCGGAAAAGGAAAGUGGGCGACCUGUUUGGCCACACUGUGUGGAAAGCGGUGGAGUUUGAUGUGAUUUCUUAUAAGAAGACCAUUUUGCACCUCACAGAUUUUCAGAUGCAGGACAACAAGACGUUUCUGUCUAUGCUUAGCAAUGUCCUAAACACAGACGGCUUCUACUUCUGCACGGACUAUGACCUGACCCACACCCAGCAGCGCCUGUCCAACACCAGCCCGGACUUCCAGGAGAUGAGCCUGCUGGAGAGGGCAGACCAGAGAUUCAUGUGGAAUGGAAAUCUUUUAAGAGAAAUAACCGCACAGCCUGAGCUCCAUAAAUUUGCAUUUCCUGUCAUCCACGGAUUUAUUGUGAUGAAGCCGUGCUGCAUCAAUGGGAAGGUGUUUGAGUGGAUCCUCAUCUCUAGACGGAGCUGUUUCAGAGCUGGGGUCCGGUAUUAUGUCAGAGGCAUUGACUCUGAAGGACAUGCUGCUAACUUCGUUGAGACAGAACAGAUAGUCCAGUACAAUAAUGCCCAGGCGUCCUUUGUGCAGACUCGAGGCUCCAUGCCCUUUUUCUGGUCUCAAAGACCCAACCUGAAGUACAAGCCCAAGCCACAGAUAAGCACUGACACCAAUCAUAUGGAUGGAUUCAGGAGGCAUUUUGAGUCACAGGUUCUCAUUUAUGGCAAACAAGUCAUUCUAAAUUUGGUGAAUCAGAAAGGAUCUGAAUUGCCUCUUGAACAGGCCUUCGCCAAAAUGGUCAAUGGCAUGGAGGACGGACUCAAGUACAUCGCCUUUGACUUUCACAAAGAAUGCAGUAAGAUGAGAUGGCAUCGCCUCCAGAUUCUCGUUGAUGCUGUUUCUGACAUGCAAGACGAGUUUGGGUAUUUCAUGGUGAGCUCAGAUGGGAAGGUGACAUCCGAGCAGUCUGGAACCUUCCGCAGUAACUGUAUGGACUGUCUGGACCGUACCAACGUCAUUCAGAGCCUGCUGGCCAGACGCUCCCUUCAGAGCCAGCUACAGAGGAUGGGUGUCCUCCACGUAGGCCAGAAAAUUGAGGAACAGGCUGAUUUUGAGAAGAUUUAUAAGAACGCAUGGGCAGACAAUGCCAAUGCUUGUGCUAAACAAUACGCAGGAACCGGAGCAUUGAAAACCGACUUCACCAGAACCGGGAAUAGGACUCACUGGGGAUUGGUAAUGGACGGCUGGAACUCAAUGAUCCGCUACUACAAGAACAAUUUCUCAGACGGGUUCAGACAAGACUCCAUCGAUCUCUUCCUCGGAAACUAUACAGUGGAUGAAACCGAUGGCUUGAUGCCUCUGCAUGUGCAGAAGGACUGGAAGUUCCUCUUGCUUCCUGUUAUUAUGGUGGUGGCCUUCUCCAUGUGCAUCAUCUGUCUCCUAAUGGCUGGUGACACUUGGACGGAGACCCUGGCAUACGUGUUGUUCUGGGGAAUAGCCAGUGCUCUUACGGCUGCUGUCAUCCUGGUCAACGGACGGGAGUUUGUUGAUGCACCGAAACUGGUCCAAAAAGAGAAGAUGGAUUGAAUAUCAAGACCUCCUUCCUUCUGUUCUCUCUGUUUCCUCUUUAUUUUCCUCCAAUACUGACCUGCUCUCCACACUGUCCUUAAACUUAAGCAAAGCAAGCAUCCCUGUUUUCUGCUCCCAUAAAUGGAGCAUAUUACCAUAUCAUUUCACAUCAGUUACUACAAAUUUCCUUUGAAUCAUGGGACAUGGUGUCCAAACUUCACAAAAUUUCCUUAAGAAUAAUACUUGCAUCAUAGAAUUGCACAUGGGUUGCACAACAUCCCCAGCCUGUUAAGUGCAUUGUAGACAUUGUGUCUUACUUUUACUCUGCUGCGUUGUUACUGUUUGGCGAUCGAUCUAAAUUGACCCGUUGUGAAAUUAAAGUUAUUGUUUUGGCUCUGGAGCUUCUGCUUUAUGAAACUGGACACCAGGCGUGUGCCCUUGGCCCAGUCUAUGGGUUGACAGAUCAAUGAAGGUCUAUUGUAAUUAGAUUGUUACACAAGGGAACAUUACAUGAUGCAUCGGUGGCUCAGCCCUUGGUUAUUUCCAUUUCUGUCCUCUCAAAUCUGUGCUGGAAUCAGCUUUAUGCCUCGGUUUUAUUUUCAGUUGUUCUUUGCAGUGGCAGUUUGGGUUUUAAUGUGGUUUCCUUUUGUUCGGCCAGCAUAUUUAUGGGGUUGUGUCUCUCACAAAUGAUCAAAUUAGAGAGCUGUGGGACGCACUGGGGGAGAGAGAGGUAUUCAGCACUGUUUCUUUAUGAGUUUACAGAAAAAUAUGAACAGCACUUUUCCUGUGUAACUUCUUUAUGUCUCUUCGAGGACCAAUGAACACUAACAGAUAUGGCACGCAUAAAGUCGCUCUUUAAUGGCUCUUCGACUGCACUUCUCUUCAACGUUACCAAUUCAGUGGCAGUUCAUUAGACAGAAAUAGACUUCUAUCAGAAUACCUGUCAAAUUGACUCACACUUUUAAUUGAAUUCCCUUAAACUAUACUGACAAUUCAGAAGGCAUUCGCUUUUAACUAAAUUAUUUAGACAAGUGGCUUUCAAGGACGUCAUAUAGCAGAAAAAAUGUCAGAUUUAUUGAUGUUCACUUGCAUGAUGGUGCAUUUCACCUUUAAUCCGCCAAUUUCUUUUCUUUUUGACACAUUUAGCAAGGUGUUUUUGGGAUUGGGAGUGAAAAAUGAAUUACUUUUAGGUCUUCCUUUUGAACUCAUUGGUACCUUUAGAACUGAAUGCUCCUCGGUUUGGUUUAAUGUUGACAAAGAAUGUAGAUUUUGAUGCCUUUAUAUGAGUGUUUUGUAGUCAUCUGCAAAUGAUAAUGCAAGCUGAAGUAACACAGUCAUAUUGGACACAUCUCAACAGGAGAUUGCAAUUUCAUCAAAUUCAUAUGGGCCGUAUUUUAUUGAUUUUCAUUGUAUGCAAAGAUCAAGAGAAUAUGCAGUACAACUUGCAAUUAUAUUGGCUGGAUUGAAA